AUGGAAAUCCUCCCAGAACCAAACGCUCACCCUUCUGAGCUUAAGGUUCAUGAGGUGCAGUAUACAAUGGCAGACAGUACAAUUGCUAGUCUCACGACUACGAGCAAGAGCGUUAUAAGUGCGGAAAAUGCACAGGAAAUUCUGGUCGAGGCAGAAACGCCUGAGACAACAGAGACUCCAAAUUCCAAAGAUACCACUGAGGUCAAGUCAGAGCUGUCUUUGGCUGAUGGGAGUCGUACAGACGAGGCAUGUUGUAGCAACACUGAGGUCGAGGAAAGCGUUUCCACAGCAAUCCCGGAUAAUACAAAGGGCCAAGCGAGCAUCGUUUUUGUUGAUACUUUUGGCACACGAUGGACCUUUCCAUACGAAGAAUCUAAAACAUGGGACGGCACCAAGAAACUGGUCAAAGCAGUCUUUGCCACAUAUUCUACUGAAUGGCUCGCGGAUUACCUUGAUGAAGACGAUGAUCUGGGUGAAACUUUUUCCAUUACCAAAACCAAACCCGAACAGUCAAAUGUUCUGCCCAACUACUGGGAAAGUUUGGUCUCACCCGGAUGGGAAUUCAAACUCGAAUUCACAUUCGAUGUGCUCUCCUCGAUUCGCAGGCAGAAAAGGCUUGCGGAGGAAGAAGCUGCGGAACAAGCCGAUAAAGAGGCUAAAGAAACCGACGUGGUCGAAGAACUGAGUAAAGUGUCUUAUGUCGCAACGUAUCUGGCGCCGGAUAGCGAUGGUGAUUAUCAACGCCGUAAUACUAAGCGACUCAACGACAAGACAAUUUUUACGAAGGUUUCCGAUAUUCAGAUUCCUAAAUCAGUGAUUGAGGAGCACAGGGAGGUCUACUGCAGCAACAAAUAUGCUACUGAUCCUGAAGACGACAUGUUCGAUACAAUUAGCAGUCCAGUACUCUACAUUCACUCGCCAAUCCUUCUUAAUGCCCUCAAUGCCAUCAUUGAUUGCCAAUCACGUCCAGACCGGAUCCCUCGAGUCGAAUAUCGUGUGGAAGGAAUCGAAAGUGAUCUCGGACAGGGGCGGUUAGUGUACCCUUUCACUGAUCUACAUCAUUAUCGGGAGAGAUUGCUCCAGUAUCGAGAGGAAGUGGGCGAAGUCCACGACAGCGAGUAUACCACAACAUGUCAAGAGCAUAUUGACAUUCUAGUUGAAUAUUUGAAUGGUCUGACGACGAUUGGCCUGGAAAACGCCGAGCUCCUGUGGAGUAAUGACGUCCCAAAGACGACUUUCACCUCUCUCUGGCUCCUACUAAAGCCUGGAACGGACGUCUUUGUUCAGGAGCAAGGAAAGCUGAAUGCAUAUGUGAUAGAAUCAUUUUCGGGAGGAGUGCAAUGGGGUUCCCCUAAUGCUCGUUCGCGGCCAUACAUUGUGAAUGUUUGGAAUCUCAACUUUGACGGCCAAAUUUUGAGUCGUUCCGUUAAAGAAGUCAGCAUUUCUAUUUUUGACGGUCAACGUGAAAUUACCUCGCUGCCUCUAUUUCCGAUCAAGUUCCAUGUGGAUGAGGACCCACAGAAUCCUCUGCGUCAACAAUUGGUGGAUCGAGGGAAAAGAUUCGUUAAGAUGGUCAAGACCCCUACGUUCCAGGAGUACAGCGGCCCAAGUAGACUGCAAGGCAACCGCACGUUUAAACAAACGCGAGUCGUCGUUGACCACACAAGUCAACCGUGGAGACUGAACGAAAUUGCUGAAGAAAAGCACGCCCAUUUGCCGAUUGCAGAAGUCUACAAUGUCGAGCUGGGCCAACGAACCAGGGAGCCAAAGUGUCUAUGCAAGACAUGCCAAUCCAACAGUCUGCGCCAACACGGCAUCCAACGUCGUAUUUUCGACGACUACGAUAAUAUCGACUUGAGUUCAGUUUCAACCCUGACUGAUCAUCAAUACCUGCUCUGUUGGUCCCAUGUAUAUGCAUACGUGUUGAAAGACCGAGUCUGGGAUGUAUUGGAGGUAUCUAACCUAACGGAACCGAAGAUACAUAAAGGUAUCAUUGACACGCUGGUCAUGAAGCCCGAAAGCAAUAAGCAGAUGAUCAAGGCCGUCUGUGAGAUCUUUGGUGGAACGUACAAGCAGGCUUUCUCUUCGGACUUCAUUCAGGGCAAAGGAGAAGGACAGAUCUUGCUACUCCAUGGUCCCCCAGGAACAGGAAAGACUCUGACAGCCGAGUCUGUUGCGGAGUAUACAGGACGACCUCUUCUUAACAUUACUGCUGCAGAUUUGGGCCACGAACCAAUCCCACUCGAACAAAACCUGCUUCGCUUCUUCAGAAAUGCAAGACAUUGGAAUGCAAUUGUUCUUCUCGAUGAAGCGGAUGUUUAUCUCGAAACUCGGUCUGCCCAGGAUCUUCGACGAAAUAGUAUUGUUUCUAUUUUUCUGCGAGCCCUAGACUACUUUCAGGGUAUUCUUUUCUUAACAACUAAUCGCGUGGGAAGUUUCGAUGAAGCAAUCAUGUCACGAAUUCACGUACAGAUCGGAUAUGACCCCCUCGAUGAGGACUCAAGAAGACAGAUCUGGGACGGUUACUUCAAAAAGCUCUCCAAAAAUCAUAACAAUGAUGGCCAGGAGAUCCGUUGUUCAUACGAUGCCAAAGAAUUCGUUCGGAAGUCGGACGAUCUCCGGGCCCUUAGAUGGAACGGUCGCGAGAUUCGAAACGCAUUCCAAACUGCCGUGGCUCUUGCAUGCUUUCAGGCAAAGCAGGAGGGAAAUCCUAUUCCUGAACUGACAGAUGACCAUCUUCGCCAAGUCGUGAACAUGUCUCAUAAUUUCAAGAGUUAUGUGAAAGCGGUUCGUGGAAAAGAAGAGGAUUAUGCGUAUGCAGCAGGAGUCAGAAAUGAUACCACGAGGUCUUCUGGGAGGAGUGAUGAGCGAUUGAAAAACGUGGAUAUCCCUAACUUCUAA
This is a messenger RNA of Penicillium expansum, 2901 nucleotides long. Its product is annotated as ATP-binding protein. The transcript has 8 exons. Gene Ontology annotation, molecular function: ATP binding; ATP hydrolysis activity. The record is from RefSeq and is a predicted model, not a curated record. The coding region runs from base 1 to 2901 and encodes 966 amino acids. Lineage: Eukaryota; Fungi; Ascomycota; Eurotiomycetes; Eurotiales; Aspergillaceae.